This is a messenger RNA of Centruroides sculpturatus (bark scorpion), 1348 nucleotides long. RefSeq names its product probable tRNA N6-adenosine threonylcarbamoyltransferase, mitochondrial. Gene Ontology annotation, cellular component: mitochondrion. Lineage: Eukaryota; Metazoa; Arthropoda; Arachnida; Scorpiones; Buthidae. The transcript is spliced from 9 exons. The coding region runs from base 107 to 1348 and encodes 413 amino acids. The record is from RefSeq and is a predicted model, not a curated record.
AUUAAUGGUGGAUCACAAAACCAUGUGCGUUUUGUUUACAAAGAUUUAAAUCGUGUUUCCGUUUAGUUUAUAUUUAUGUAUUCCAUUGAACAAUAUAUAUAUAUUGAUGUAUAAGAUAUUUCGCUGCCUAUUGCCAAUAAGAUAUGGCGAAUUAUUUGAAUGUAAAAUUCAAAAUAAAAGAUAUUUGGCGAGAACUGUUUUAGGUAUUGAAACGAGUUGUGACGAUACAGGAGCUGCUGUAGUUGAUGAAUUUGGAAAUGUAUUAGGAGAAGCACUUAGUUCGCAACAUCAGUUUCACCUCGAUAAUGGAGGAAUUAUUCCGACGUUCGCAAAGUAUUUACAUAGAAAUGAAAUCAGUAAGAUUGUCCAAUCUGCUCUGGAUAAAAGUAAUAUCACAUUAAAGGAUGUUUCUGCUAUUGCAACCACAGUAAAACCUGGUUUGAAAGAAUCUCUUUUAGUUGGACUUAACUAUAGCAAAAGCCUUAUACAAGAUUGUAGAAAACCAUUUUUACCUAUUCAUCAUAUGGAAGCACAUGCUCUAGUAAUAAGGAUGAUUGAAUUAGUAGAAUUCCCUUUUCUUGUUCUUUUGGCUUCUGGUGGACAUUGUCAAAUUGCUCUUGUCCAAAAUGUCAAUAAAUUUCUUCUUCUUGGUACAACUAUUGAUUGUGCACCUGGAGAAGUUCUUGACAAGAAAGUAAAUACAUCCGAAUUAGGAGAAGUUGUUAUCUUGUAUGUUGAUAUUAAUAAAGUUGAAACAUGUUUUAAUGAUCUUGAAAGCCUUCCUUCAGAAAUUAGCUUUUAUUUACUCACAUUUUUAUGCAUCAAAUUUAACAUUUUUACCUUUUUGACUCAUGACGUCAUCAUUGGCAAGUCAGUUUGUGACUCACUGAAAUUUGACAUUGUAACUAUCAAUACUAACUGCAAGAGUAUGGGAUUAAGAAUGCCAGUACUUUAUGACAUAGUGGCCAACAAGUUUUCGUGUUGCCCUCCAUUGGAUAUUGUUGCAGAUGGAAUUAUACCCAAUGUGUCAGAUUUAUGUGCUUCUGUUUUGUAUAUUCUUACAAAGCAACUUGUAAGACAAGUCCAACGUGCUAUUAUGUUUUGCAAAUAUAAUAAUCUGAUACCAGAAAAUCGUCAGACUUUGGUUUUUUCUGGUGGCGUAGCCUGUAACGAGUACAUCAGAUUGGCACUGAAUAAAUUAUGUAACUCUGUGGACUGGAGAUUUACUUGUCCUCCUCCUAAACUAUGUAAUGAUAAUGGAAUCAUGAUAGCUUGGAAUGGAAUGGAAUAUUUAAAAGCAGGAAUACAAGGAACUGAUGCCAAAGAAAUUAGCAUUACCACCAAGUAG